This is a messenger RNA of Trichoderma gamsii, 1494 nucleotides long. RefSeq lists its product as hypothetical. The record is from RefSeq and is a predicted model, not a curated record. The coding region runs from base 1 to 1494 and encodes 497 amino acids. Lineage: Eukaryota; Fungi; Ascomycota; Sordariomycetes; Hypocreales; Hypocreaceae. Gene Ontology annotation, molecular function: protein-arginine omega-N symmetric methyltransferase activity. The transcript has 3 exons. Gene Ontology annotation, cellular component: mitochondrion.
AUGGACUCCCCCAUUGUAGCUCACCUCUUUCGCCAAUUGUUUCGACAUCGUCCGCGCGGAUGUCAAGGUUUGCGCAAUGGCCUCGCCAGCAGGCCUCACAGACAGCCAGUUCGCGGGCUCGUGAACAAGGCCUCGAUAGAUCGGGGCAUGAAGACAAACGAGAGUCGCUGGCAGCAACGGACGCACAUCUUGCCGGAGGACCGCAGAGAGGAGUUUGCAGAGUAUCCUUACAUCUCGCUGCCGGAGCUGAAGAUGAGAAGUGAGCGGCCUCGGAAAGUAAAGAUGCUACUUCGGGACUUCAUAGACGAUAGUCUCUACAACCCCUCAUACGGCUACUUCUCCAAAGAAGCCGUCAUCUUCAGCCCAGGCGAGCCCUUCGACUUCAAUUCCAUGCGCGACGAGCUCGAGUUCCAAGCCGACCUCGGCAGGCGAUACACCGAAUUCGAAGACCUCCUCGACGAGAAAGAAGGCGAAAGCGCGACGCGACAGCUCUGGCACACCCCGACAGAGCUCUUCCGACCUUUCUACGGCGAGGCCAUUGCCCGCUACCUCGUCUCCAACUACCGCCUCACGACGUAUCCCUACGACGACCUGCUCAUCUUCGAAAUGGGCGCCGGACGGGGCACCCUCAUGCUCAACAUCCUCGACUACAUCCGCGCCGCCGACCCGCAAGUCUACGCCCGCACCAAAUUCAACAUCAUCGAAAUCUCCUCUUCGCUCGCGGCCCUCCAGAACCGCCACCUCCUCUCCACCGCAGAAUCGCGCGGCCACGCAGACAAGGUCGAAAUCAUCAACAAGUCCAUCUUCGAAUGGGACCAGUACGUCCCCUCACCGUGCUUCUUCCUCGCCAUGGAGGUCUUUGACAACUUCUCCCACGACGGCAUCCGCUACGACGUCACCACCGAGGAGCCUCUCCAGGGCCACGUGCUCAUUGACGGCGACGGCGACUUUUACGAAUUCUACGUCCAUGAGCUAGACCCUCUCGCCGCAAGAUUCUUCCGCGUCCGCCAUGCCGCCACGGGGGGCAACUAUCCCAAGCCGUACCCUUCCAACCCUGUUCUUCGGUACAUGUCCAACAAGUUGCCCUUUGCCGCCAACCUGUCCCAGGCCGAGUUCAUCCCCACAAGACUGAUGCAAUUCUUCGACGUCCUGGAAAAGUACUUUCCCGCCCACCGCCUCAUCACCUCUGAUUUCGACUCUCUCCCUCAAGCCAUCAAGGGUCUCAAUGCCCCCGUCGUGCAGACUCGGUUCCAGCGAAAGAUGGUGCCCGUCACGACUCCCCUUGUCCACCAAGGCUACUUUGAUAUUCUCUUCCCCACAGACUUCAACAUCACUGAAGCCAUUUACCGCGCCAUCACCGGGAAGCUCACCCGCGUCAUGACCCAUGGGGACUUUAUGCGUCGAUGGGCCUAUGUUGAGGAUACGGAGACGCGAAGCGGGGAGAAUCCUCUCCUGUCACAUUAUAGAAAUGCCAGUGUCAUGGUUACUGUAUAA